This is a messenger RNA of Plasmodium knowlesi strain H, 1521 nucleotides long. Its product is annotated as inner membrane complex suture component, putative. Bases 1 to 1521 code for a protein of 506 amino acids. Lineage: Eukaryota; Apicomplexa; Aconoidasida; Haemosporida; Plasmodiidae. The record is from RefSeq and is a predicted model, not a curated record. The transcript has a single exon.
AUGAGGAAAAAAAAUACACAGAAGAGCACCCUAAAGUUAUCAAAAAUGAAUAAAUCAAGCAGCUUGAAGAGCAAUUCUUCCACUGCUAAGGGGAUUAACAAAAAAUCGUCCAGAGAUACAAUCAUCACGGAAGAAGGAAUUCCCCUUGGGAAGAAUGAAACCGUUGUCAGUACUGCUAGCAGCAAUCUGGGGGGGGACGCAUCCCGUGAUGCCGGUUAUGGAAAUUCAGUUAAGUUCCUUUUGGAAGACGGGAAAACCUACGGGACCACAAGUAUAGAUAACGCAAUGAGCUCGAAAAAUUACGCUUACUCUUGUGACAACUCCUUUGUGAAUGUUUCAUCUGGGGACAACUUUUCUUACGCUCCUAGUAGGAGCGCAAAUGGUCAGCAGAGCCCCUUUCAUGCAAAGUUGAAUAGCCAGAGCAAUUACGGUAGCGGAAGCUAUGUUGGAAGCGGAAACUAUGUUGGAAUCAGUAACUAUGGUGGAAGCGGCAACUAUGGUGGAAGCGGCAAAUAUGGUAGUAGUUGCAACAGUAGGAUUGCCUACAAUGCAGGAAAUAGAACCACAAAUUUAGAAAAUUACGACUAUCUAGAUGUUGACACAGCCGUACACAACCAUCAGAGCGAGAACAAUUUCCCAUCACAGGAUAACUAUUCUGGAAGGAACAGGCAGUUGUACUCUGCAGCUAGCACAUUAUCCCCCAUGAACUCAACCCAUGCUAACAUGAGACAAAAUAUUUCAUAUCCAAAAGAAUAUAACUAUAGCAGCUAUUCGAGCAGAAGUCCUCAGCUAAGGGAAGGGAGAUCUUAUUUCCCCUUUAGCCGUAGCAGAGGAGAAGCUCGUUCUUUGUGCAGUUCCCCAACUUUUUCAGGAUACGAAAAUGAAUAUUAUACCUACCCUCAUGGAUCUAAUUUUAGAGACUUCCCUGCACAUUUGUACUAUAUGGCCAAGGAAGAAGAUGGAGACAGCUGUUGUUUUAAGAAAGGAACGAACUGUUCACUAUCUGCUUGCAACUCACACAUGGACAACCCAUAUGAGUACAUAAUUGAGGCACCAAAAAUUCCAAUGACGAUUAAGGCUCCAAAUAAAAAAAAGUUCGAUAUGUUCAAAAAGAUAACCUUAACUGUAGGAACCUACUUGGAUGAUGUUGUAAAUGUAGUGAUAGGGAUGGUAGAGUCUUCCUACAAAUGCAUCGCGAAGAACAAUAAAACUAACCUCUACGACUUGCACCCAUUUUAUAAUCCAGAUCCCUUUUAUUCGAGAAAUGAAAGGCCAACAUUAAAAACAGGAAGUAGUUUGUUGGACAAAAUAAAUUCUGCGCUAGACGGCACGACACUUGAAAAGCACAAAACCUUGCCGAAAGACUUUGGACGAGUUACCAUUCCGAAGACACAGAAAACUGGUAGCAAGUUCGUCGAUGGGAUGAAUAACAUUCUGGACAGUUUGUUGAACGAGCCUUUGUCUUACCAGAAGUAUGAUUACUUUAGUGAUAGGUGUGAGCAGGGGCUAGGUGAUAGGUGA